Molecule: messenger RNA, 4368 nt
Organism: Triplophysa dalaica
Lineage: Eukaryota; Metazoa; Chordata; Actinopteri; Cypriniformes; Nemacheilidae
Gene: myo1ea
Product: myosin IEa
Exons: 29
Coding region: 307-3669 (1120 amino acids)
Biological process (GO): vesicle transport along actin filament; actin filament organization
Cellular component (GO): vesicle; cytoplasm; myosin complex
Molecular function (GO): ATP binding; actin filament binding; microfilament motor activity
Source: RefSeq, a predicted model, not a curated record
GAGGCGAAGCUCCAGUUCUCUCCAUGUAUGGGUCGCUUGUCUGGUUUAUUCCGUCAAAGCAACAGCUACGAAGUUUAACUUUUAAGAGCGGACUGACACUACAGUACAGUGCGCACUGAGUGGCUUCCCGGUGUGGCGAACACUAAUAUGGAGCGGCGACACUGGUGCUGAGGAGACAUUUAACAUCACCAGAGGAAAGGACACCGCGGGAUCACACUGAAACGUUCAGGGCUUUAUUUAUUUUAAAAAGCAUUCGCCAAACGGAUUGUAGCAGAGGACAAGUUGCGGACUGAUAAACAAAUAGAAAUGGGGAGCCGAGGACAUUACCGGUACCACUGGCAAAGCCACAAUGUCAAGCAGAGCGGCGUGGAUGACAUGGUGCUGCUAACCAAGAUCAAUGAGGACGCCAUUGUGGAAAACCUCAAGAAAAGAUACAUGGAUGACUUUAUUUUUACAUAUAUUGGUCCUGUGCUCAUCUCAAUAAACCCUUUCAAACAAAUGCCAUACUUUGGAGAAAAAGAAAUCGAGAUGUACCAAGGCGCAGCUCAGUAUGAAAACCCUCCUCAUAUCUACGCGCUAGCUGAUAACAUGUAUAGAAACAUGAUGAUCGACCGUGAGAACCAGUGUGUCAUUAUCAGUGGUGAGAGCGGAGCAGGAAAAACGGUAGCAGCAAAGUACAUCAUGGGCUACAUCUCCAAAGUUUCAGGUGGAGGUCCCAGAGUUCAGCAUGUCAAAGACAUCAUCCUACAGUCCAACCCACUGCUGGAGGCCUUUGGGAACGCUAAGACUGUUAGGAACAACAACUCCAGUCGUUUUGGGAAAUACUUUGAGAUUCAGUUCAGUUCCGGCGGCGAACCAGAUGGUGGGAAGAUCUCCAACUUUCUCUUGGAAAAAUCACGAGUGGUGAUGCGGAACCCAGGAGAGAGGAGCUUCCACAUCUUCUACCAGCUGAUAGAAGGAGCACAUGCUGAUCAGAAAAGCAGUCUUGGGAUCACCAACCUGGAUUACUACACUUACCUCAACCAAUCGGGUUCAUACAAGGUUGACGAUAUUAACGACAAGCAUGAUUUCAAUGAGACCUUGCAUGCCAUGGACGUGAUUGGUAUCUCAGGGUCUGAUCGCUCCCUGGUCCUGCAGAUCGUGGCAGGAAUUCUUCACCUUGGAAACAUCGCCUUCAGGGAAGCAGGGAAUUAUGCUGCUGUUGAGAAUGAUGAGUUUCUAGCGUUUCCUGCUUUUCUGUUGGGCAUCAAUCAGGACCGUCUGAAAGAAAAACUCACCAGCCGUAAGAUGGACGGCAAGUGGGGAGGCAAAUCAGAGUCCAUAGAUGUGACGCUGAAUGUGGAACAGGCGGCUUUCACACGUGACGCUCUCUCCAAAGCUCUGCAUUUUCGGGUUUUUGACUACUUGGUAGAGUCAAUCAAUAAAGCCAUGGUUAAAGACCAUCAGGAGCUCAACAUUGGAGUGUUGGAUAUAUAUGGCUUUGAGAUAUUUCAGAAAAAUGGAUUCGAGCAGUUCUGUAUCAACUUUGUAAAUGAAAAACUGCAGCAGAUUUUCAUUGAGCUGACUCUAAAAGCGGAGCAGGAAGAGUAUGUGCAAGAAGGAAUCCGAUGGACUCCCAUAGAGUACUUCAACAACAAGAUCGUCUGUGACCUCAUCGAGAGUAAAAUUAAUCCUCCAGGCAUUUUGAGUAUACUGGACGACGUCUGCGCAACUAUGCAUGCCAAAGGCGAAGGUGCAGAUCAGACUAUGCUUCAGAAGCUCCGAAUGCAGAUCAACAACCACGAGCACUUCAACAGCUGGAACCAGGGCUUCAUCAUCCACCAUUAUGCUGGCAAGGUGUCUUAUGACGCAGAGGGCUUCUGUGAGAGGAACAGGGAUGUGCUGUUCACUGACCUGAUCGAGUUGAUGCAGAGCAGUGAAAUACCUUUCAUCCGUGCCCUGUUUCCAGAGAACCUCAAUGCUGAUAAAAAAGGAAGACCCACCACUGUUGGAAGUAAAAUCAAGAAACAAGCCAAUGAUCUGGUGAGCACUUUGGUGAAGUGUACACCUCACUACAUCCGCUGUAUUAAACCCAAUGAGACAAAGAAGCCAAGAGACUGGGAAGAGAGCAGAGUAAAGCACCAGGUGGAGUAUCUAGGUCUGAAGGAGAAUAUCAGAGUUAGACGUGCUGGCUAUGCUUACAGAAGAAUCUUUCGCAAGUUCUUGAACAGGUACGCCAUUCUCACGAAGGAGUCAUGGCCGACGUGGCGUGGCGACGAGAAGCAGGGUGUGCUGCACCUCCUGCGCUCCGUACACAUGGACCAGGACCAGUAUCAGCUCGGACACACCAAAAUCUUCAUUAAAGCCCCUGAGUCGCUUUUUCUCCUGGAGGAGACGAGAGAGCGCAAAUUCGACGGUUACGCCAGAACUAUUCAGACGGCUUGGCGAAAACAUUGUGCCCGCAAGAAAUACGUUCAAAUGAGAGAAGAAGCCUCUGAUCUGCUGCUGAACAGGAAGGAGAGAAGAAGACACAGUUUGAACAGAAACUUUGUGGGGGAUUACAUAGGUAUGGAUGACCAGCCCGAACUCAGGCAGUUUGUGGGCAAAAGGGAGAAAAUCGAUUUUGCCGACACCGUCAACAAAUUCGAUAGACGGUUUAAGAGCAUUAAGAGAGACCUGAUCCUCACCCCUAAAUCUGUCUACCUGAUUGGAAGAGAAAAAGUGAAACAGGGCCCUGAGAAGGGACAGGUGAAAGAGGUCCUGAAGCGUAAAAUCGAUGUUGAGAAGAUUUUGGCGGUUUCCCUAAGCACAAUGCAAGAUGACUUCCUGCUCCUGCACGAGGAGGAGUAUGACAGCCUGCUGGAGUGUGUAUUUAAGACCGAGUUCAUCAGUUUACUGACACGCAGAUAUGAAGAGAGAACACAGAAAAAACUACCUCUCAAAUUUGGCAACACGCUGGAACUCAAACUAAAAAAAGAAGGAUGGGGACCCUGGAAUGCAGGAGGAUCCCGACAGGUGCAGUUCAUUCAAGUCCAGGGGGACGUAGCUGUGCUGCGACCCUCAAACAAAAUGCUGCAGGUCAGCAUUGGACCGGGUCUUUCCAAGAACUCACGUCCAACUAAGAAGGGCUUCACUCAGAGUCGCACCAACAACGUGACCAGGGCACACCACCACGCCCCAGCACGUGUCGCACCCGGCCCUCCAGUCGCACACCAGAAUGGUGGACUGAAGAAUCAAGCUGCCAAUCAAAGAAACUCUCAACAUCACAACAAUCAAAGAGCUCCGUCGGGAAACACGACCCGCCCGUUCCUACCCACUACUGUCAGUCAACUCAAAGACAGGAGCAACAGACAUGCACCCCAGCAACCUAACCUGGAUAUCCUGAAAGUACCAGAGCCAGGUGCCGCAGGCAGAAAUCGACAACCGUCUGGAAAUGGAGGAAUUGCUCACAGGCAGCCCACCAACAGGCCUCCUCCAGGAGCCGGCCGUCCCAAACCCGCCCCCAAACCCAAGCCCCAGGUCCCUCAGUGUAAAGCUCUUUAUGCAUACGACGCCCAGGACACGGAUGAGCUCAGCUUUAAUGCAGAUGACAUCAUUGAAGUUGUAAAGGAAGAUGCCUCCGGAUGGUGGAUAGGGAGACUGAGAGGCAAACAAGGCUUAUUCCCAAACAACUACGUGACCAAGAUCUAACCUCUCGUGCCGAAAUGUGGGGACCAGACUUCAUGAACCUCAGCAGACUCAUUUGACAGUAAAAGACUAAUUUAAGGAGGGGAAACGAAGGAAAACGUGGAAUUCAGAAAAUGAAGGAAAGAGGUGUGCCAUGGCUGCGGUUUACUACCCAUGAGCUUACCAGAAGUCCAGCGUGCGGCCGUGUUCUGAAGAGCAGACGUCGGCCACUAAACUUUUCUCCAGGGCGCUAAAUACUGAACUGUCCCUGUGAGCACUGAUCAAAACUAUUUAUUGUAUUUAUAGCAUUCUAAGAUUUAUUUUGGACAUGGUUUGUUCAUCAGUCUUGGAUAUUUAAGGUGAUCUUAUUUCACUUGAAUAGAUGAAGUAGCCAUUGUAUUUGGGAACAGGCUUUUUUAUUUUGAAAUUAAUAGAUUUUAUAUGUACAUUAAGGUGCUUAUCUUUAGUCACCCGCUGUUCUUUUAUUUUUCAAUUUCUUGUCAGAAUUGAUGGUUUUUAGUGGGGAAUUACUUGCUGCUAAUGACCGUUUUACCAUGUUAUUGCCUUUCAUGUUCUAGUAAAACCAAAUGUAUAUAAAGCACUGUAACUCUUAAAAACCAUGGUCUGUAUGCUUUGUAAACUUAAACCAUCCUGAAUGUACCGUUGUUCAAAAUAUGAAAACAGUUCUGUAAAUCUCAAUUUGAUUGAACGAUAAUACUUUGA